Cutaneotrichosporon oleaginosum is the source of this 1260-nucleotide messenger RNA. RefSeq lists its product as uncharacterized. Gene Ontology annotation, molecular function: nucleic acid binding. Gene Ontology annotation, cellular component: kinetochore. The record is from RefSeq and is a predicted model, not a curated record. Lineage: Eukaryota; Fungi; Basidiomycota; Tremellomycetes; Trichosporonales; Trichosporonaceae.
CUGACUGUCAACAACCUCCUCGUUACUCGCUCGACAUUCCGUCAUCCCAUUCUCACUCCACCCAUUUCCGAUAUGUCUGACUCCGAGGACGACUUCAUGUCCGACAAGUUUCUCGUAGAGACCCCUCUCUCCGCCGAGAGCACCUACUCCGCGCGCCGUCGGCGGGCGGAAGCAGCAGGCGCCGCGAAGGCCAAGGCGAAUGAGGUACUUCCCCUGCGGGAGCGGGAGAGGGCUGCGCGAAGCGAGGGUCUGAGCCGAUCACUCUUCGUGGAGAAGCCCGGAGAGAAGAAGGAGAGGGGCCAAGCGAAGGCGAUGGACCUCAUGAAGAAGAUGGGGUGGAGCGUGGGUGAGGGGCUGGGGCGUCGGCGUAGCGCAAGCCCGGAGCGUCCCUCCGGCUCCGGGAAGGUGGACAGGGAACGCGAUGACGAGCCACGUCGCGGUAUCGGGGCGCGCGCCGAGCCCAUCCGAAUUUCGAUGUGGGCUGGCCGGCGCGGUCUGGCAGCUCGUAGCCCCUCGCCUCCUCCACCGCCGAAGCGGGGGGAGAUCAGCGCUGCGCGCCAGCGCGAGCUCGACGAGGAGGCAGGGAGCUUCCGUGGUCGCCGCGGAGCUGAGGCUGAAGCGCGCGACAGGGAGCGCAAGGAGGAGAAGGCGCGUCAGAUGCUUGUCGAGAUGGACGCGGCCAAGGGCGUCACGUUUCACCCAUUGCAUGCGCGCCCGAGCGAUCCCGAGUCUCUGCCCCGGCCCCUUCUCCGACUACUGUAUCCGGAGACGUCGCCAUCUCCGGGUAACUCGCCGAUUCCGUCGCCGCCUCUCACUUCCUCGGCACUACCAGCAGCGCCCCCUGUACGGCCGGCCAUCCGCAAUAACGUCAACAAGGCUGAGGCACUCCGCGAGCAGAUGCGUCGCGACAUGCUUUCGCAGCUCGGGGCCAGCGAGGAUACUAUUCGAUUCGGAGUGCCCGUCGCGCGCGACGAGGCGAAGAAGGAGGCUGCAGCCGAUGCCGCCCAGACGGUCGCCGUCGACUGGCCUGCCCAGGUGCGCGGCACGCGCCGCGUGCUCGCCAUGACUGCUGCUGAGCACCUCGCGUAUCUUGUCUCUCAGCUGCGGAACGAGCACCUGUUUUGCUUCUGGUGCGGAAGCAAGUACAGCAGCUUUGACGAGAUGGACGGGCCCGGUGGAUGUCCAGGCGAGGAGGAGGAUGACCACUAGCGCCGCAUGUUUGGCGUAGCCGAGUAGUAUAUGUACAUGGUAUCAUUACAG